This is a messenger RNA of Mauremys mutica (yellowpond turtle), 8625 nucleotides long. It is a transcript of the gene DLG2, whose product is annotated as discs large MAGUK scaffold protein 2. NCBI's taxonomy places the organism in Eukaryota, Metazoa, Chordata, Testudines, Geoemydidae. Gene Ontology annotation, molecular function: kinase binding. The coding region runs from base 1844 to 5011 and encodes 1055 amino acids. The record is from RefSeq and is a predicted model, not a curated record. The transcript has 28 exons. Gene Ontology annotation, cellular component: postsynaptic density membrane; neuron projection; neuromuscular junction. Gene Ontology annotation, biological process: chemical synaptic transmission.
CGACCAUCCCGACUCCCCCUCGGAAGGCGUCGAUGAUUGGGCGGUCCCCGAAGCCCCAGCAUAGCUACUCCUGAUUGGCCACGGAGUUGGAGGGGCGGGGUCGGUGCUGGGCCCGGUUCUCGUUGCUAGGGGAGGAGGAUGGCGACGGCAUCGGCGGCUCCUCCAUGGAGACGGGGCUGAGCCGGGACCCUGCAGCUGGAGACGCGGAGACUCCCCCUAGCCGUGCCCUCAAUGGGGGCCCCUUAGCCCUCGGGGUAACCGGCUGACACGGGCGGAGGCAGCGGCCGCUCCCCUGCCCCAGGCCUCAGCAUCCUACUAGGCGCUGCCCGCGGGCCCCUCCCGCCCAGCCUCCAGCGACUCCCAGCGCCCCCCCUCAGCUUCCUCAUCCUCAGCCCCUCCCCUGCCCCGCACCCUCUCCCCACCUCCAACCUGCCCUGCUCCCCCUCACCUCCCUGCACCGCAGCCCAGAACCCAGCGAGCCCGCCCUGCACCGACCGUCCCCGGGACAGACCAGACGAGCCCCCCGCCCCCGAAGAGGACGGGGGAAAAGAUCAAUCUGUGUAGUGGGAAACAGAGAGAGAGGCCCGGGUCUGACUGGUGAACAUUAAAGAGCAGAGCAGAACAGCCCCCAAACACAGUGUCCAUCUCUCCCAGAAGAUACACGCAAAGCAGAGUUAUGUAACAUGCACCACGGCUCCUCAUGCACGCAGGGAAACAGUUGGAGGCUGCAUGACAUUUUCAUACCUUUCUUAACAAUCUAAAUGGGGGAAAUCCAACUCUUUUCUGCAGAAAAAGGGGGAGAGAAGGGCUUAUGCUGAGGCCAAGCAGCUGCGCCUGUGUUUGGGGAAACUGGACUCAUUUCAUGGCUUGCUUUUUUAUUCCACUGAUACUGCAGCAUUUCUGAAAAUUAACCUGUUGUGAACCUCUGCUCCAAGCCCUCUCUGCUCCUCCUUCAUGAGGCGGCUGCUUUGCAAGAAAAGAAAUGGCAUGAAGUAAAUGGCUCCAGAAUAAAGCAAUCUGCUCUGCCAAAGUGCCCAGUGAGCAGCACUGUCACUUUAAUAAUUCCAUUUCAAGGGAUUGCUUUCCUUCUUUUCAAUCCUCUCUUUUAAUACAUGGGAGGAUCAGAGGGACAUUAAAGACCAUAAGGCUGGGUGGAGAGAAUAAAAAUGAAAGGGACUGAGGAGUGACUUCUGUUGGGUAAGAGUGUGAGAUUUGAAAACAUUUGUGCAGUGAGGAAAAAAGGAACCUUUUUAGUCUGCUGUGUAUGCAUCCAGUACAGCUAUACAUAACUAGCAAAUUCACCCAAGUUCCAGUGAAAGGAGUUCAUACAAUUAUUUUGGAUUGCUUUUGUUUUCCCCCAGAAAUUUAUUUGGAUUAUUUGGGGAUUUUUGUCCUGAAACUCAAAUGUCUUUGAACUUGUUCAGGUGGAAUAUUAAGACAGCUGCCUAGAGAUGGACUGUGCCUUAAUUGUCUUACAUAAAGUUGUUUAACUGACAAACUUUUGCUGCCAGAAGAGGAGUUAUAAUAGGGUUUUAUAUGCCAAGGAGCAUUUUCUCUUGCAUUUUUAUAGAUUCAAAAAUAUUUUACAAAAAUUGAAAACCACUCUUUCAAAAUUCUUCUUUUUUCUUCUUUUUUUCUUAUUCCGUGGGAGGCACUGGAAGUUUAACUGGAGAAAAUAGUCAGUACUGCUAGAAAAAGAAGACUGAAGCUGUAUUUCCUAACUGAACUGUUUAAGUGAUUUGAACAAAUACUUAGUUCCUGAGCUCAGAAGGCGAUCCCCAGUGGGACAUCAUUGAUACCAGUAAAUAAGUACUUGUCUCCAGUACCAGAAGUAAGACCAAGAAUGCCAGUCAAGAAGAAAGAUAACAGCAGAAAACUCAUUGGUGUACUUUCCCCAGGCUCUGCAAGCAUGUGUAUUCUGGCAGCAGCAGCAGUACUGAAAAUGAAUGAGCUAGCAGGGAGACGUGUCCACAUAGCAGACAAGGAGAGGGAUACCGAUCGAGCUUUAGCACUUCUAGAAGAAUAUUGUAAAAAGCUAAAGAAGCCGGAAGAACAACAACUGAAAAAAGCCAUUAAAAAAGUGAUGGGCAUCUUUAAGAGCAGCUUAUUUCAGGCACUAAUAGAUAUUCAAGAGUUUUAUGAAGUGACAUUGCUAAACUCCCAAAAAAGCUGUGAGCAAAAAACAGAAGAAGCAAAUCAAGUUGCAGAGAAAUGGGAGAAGACAAAAUCUUCUGCCACAGGCCAUGCGAGUCUACAGAAAAACCAAGAGUCUGUGGUUUCCGAUGGGUCAGAUGGAUCCGUAUUAUGUGAUGAACACAAUAAGGAGAAUCAGUCUUUUGAAAAUCAUUCUGUAGACACGACGACAAAGAAGUAUCGCUAUCAAGAUGAGGAUGCCCUGCAUGAUCAUACCUUACCUCGUUUAACCCAUGAAGUGAGAGGUCCAGAACUUGUUCAUGUGUCAGAAAAGAACUUAUCUCAGAUAGAAAACAUCCAUGGAUACGUCCUGCAAUCACACAUCUCUCCUUUGAAGGCUAGUCCCGCCCCUAUAAUUGUCAACACAGACACGUUGGACACAAUUCCCUAUGUCAAUGGAACAGAAAUCGAAUAUGAAUUUGAAGAAAUUACAUUGGAGAGGGGUAAUUCUGGCCUGGGGUUCAGUAUUGCUGGAGGAACAGACAACCCUCAUAUUGGGGACGAUCCUGGGAUAUUUAUUACUAAGAUUAUACCAGGAGGAGCUGCAGCAGAGGAUGGAAGACUCAGGGUCAAUGAUUGUAUCUUGCGGGUGAAUGAGGCUGAUGUAUCAGAGGUCUCUCACAGCAAAGCCGUAGAGGCACUAAAAGAGGCUGGUUCUAUUGUGCGAUUGUAUGUUCGUCGAAGGAGACCUAUUCUGGAGACGGUUGUAGAAAUCAAAUUGUUCAAAGGCCCUAAAGGUCUGGGCUUCAGUAUUGCAGGAGGGGUGGGAAACCAACACAUUGCUGGAGACAACAGCAUUUAUGUUACUAAGAUUAUUGAUGGAGGAGCAGCACAAAAAGAUGGAAGGUUGCAAGUUGGAGACAGACUUCUUAUGGUAAAUAAUUACAGUUUAGAAGAAGUAACUCAUGAAGAGGCAGUAGCAAUAUUGAAGAACACAUCGGAUGUAGUUUAUCUAAAAGUUGGAAAGCCCACUACUAUUUACAUGACUGACCCUUAUGGCCCACCAGAUAUUACUCACUCUUAUUCUCCACCAAUGGAAAAUCAUAUACUCACUUCUGGCAACAAUGGCACUUUAGAGUACAAGGCGUCUUUGGCUCCUAUCUCACCAGGAAGAUACUCACCGAUUCCAAAGCACAUGCUUGUAGAGGACGACUAUACCAGGCCUCCUGAACCUGUUUACAGCACUGUGAACAAACUGUGUGAUAAACCACCUUCUCCUAGGCACUAUUCCCCUGUCGAGUGUGACAAAAGCUUCCUUCUUACAGCUCCCUAUCCCCACUACCACAUAGGCCUGCUCCCUGACUCUGAGAUCACAAGUCAUUCCCAGCACAGCACUGCAACGCGUCCACCCACAAUGAGCUUACAACGAACCAUUUCUCUGGAAGGAGAGCCUCGGAAAGUCAUCCUUCACAAAGGCUCCACAGGACUUGGUUUUAACAUUGUGGGAGGAGAAGAUGGGGAAGGCAUUUUCAUAUCCUUCAUCCUAGCAGGUGGUCCAGCGGAUCUCAGUGGAGAGCUACAGAGAGGAGAUCAACUUUUAUCUGUGAAUGGCAUUGAUCUUCGCGGUGCUACCCAUGAGCAGGCUGCAGCUGCACUGAAAGGAGCAGGGCAGAUAGUAACAAUCGUAGCACAAUACCAGCCGGAAGGAGAAGAAAUCGGUGUUGGUAUGGUCUUUACCGUCCUGAUGGUGCACUGUGAAAGCAUAGGACUGCAAGAGUACGCUCGAUUUGAGGCAAAAAUCCAUGACCUACGCGAGCAGAUGAUGAACCACAGCAUGAGUUCUGGGUCUGGCUCCCUGAGAACCAAUCAGAAGCGGUCACUCUACGUCAGAGCUAUGUUUGACUAUGACAAAAGCAAGGACAGUGGCCUCCCAAGUCAAGGACUCAGUUUCAAAUUCGGAGACAUCCUCCACGUUAUCAACGCCUCUGAUGAUGAGUGGUGGCAGGCGAGGAGGGUCACUCAGGAAGGAGACAGCGAGGAGAUGGGAGUUAUACCCAGCAAAAGGAGGGUUGAAAGAAAGGAGCGUGCACGUUUGAAGACUGUGAAGUUUAAUGCGAAACCUGGUGUGAUUGAUGCAAAAGGGUCAUUCAAUGACAAGCGUAAAAAGAACUUCAUCUUUUCACGAAAAUUCCCAUUCUACAAGAACAAGGAGCAGAGUGAGCAGGACACAAGUGAUCCAGAACGGGGACAGGAAGACUGCAUCCUAUCCUAUGAACCUGUCACAAGACAGGAAAUUAAUUACACCAGACCCGUUAUUAUUUUGGGUCCUAUAAAAGAUCGGCUCAAUGAUGAUUUGAUAUCUGAAUUCCCUGAUAAGUUUGGAUCAUGUGUACCACAUACCACAAGACCGAAGCGUGACUAUGAAGUGGAUGGGAGAGAUUAUCAUUUUGUCACUUCAAGGGAACAAAUGGAAAAGGAUAUCCAGGAGCACAAAUUUAUAGAAGCUGGGCAGUACAAUGAUAAUUUAUAUGGGACUAGUGUGCAGUCUGUGAGAUUCGUAGCAGAACGGGGCAAGCACUGUAUACUUGAUGUAUCAGGAAAUGCUAUUAAACGGUUACAAGCUGCACAACUCUAUCCCAUUGCUAUCUUCAUUAAACCUAAAUCAUUGGAGCCACUAAUGGAAAUGAAUAAACGUCUUACAGAGGAACAAGCCAAGAAAACCUACGAGCGAGCACUUAAAUUAGAACAAGAAUUUGGAGAAUAUUUUACAGCUAUUGUCCAAGGAGAAAGCUUAGAAGAAAUAUAUAAUCAAUGCAAACUUGUAAUUGAAGAACAAUCUGGGCCUUUCAUCUGGAUUCCUUCAAAGGAAAAGUUAUAAAUUAGCCACUGCACCUCUGAUUAUGACGGAAGAAUAUUUAGAAGAAAACUACACUAUGCUAUUUUGAGGCUUUCCUGUUUUUGUUGCAUUUAUGUUCUUGCAGUCAAUGUGAAUUUUUAUGAAUGUACAACACAAAGUGUUUGAAGCCAUGAAGGACAGUGAUGGGUCAAAAGGGUAGGAACAGAAAGACUUUUACCAUACAAAGCAAAUCUGUUGUGUGCACAAAAGACCAGUUGUAGGUAUAAACUUUUGACAUGGGGACCCUCUGCCAAAGGGAGCUAGCCACCUACUGCACCCACAUGGACAUCGUGAAUGAUUUCAGUGGCUGAGCUCAGCGUGUUGAUCGGUUUAAAGAGAAGUUUCCCAGCUCCUGAACCUUGUGUAGGGCUUGAGCCUGCAAGGGGCUGAACACCUGACCCCGGUUCAUACACCUGAGGGUAGUCCCAUUGAAGUCAGUGGGACUAAGCAUGUGCUUAAGUGUUUUGGUGGAUCAGGGCCACGUGCACCUUGCUGGAUUGAGCCCAUAGAACCUGUUCCAACUCCUAUUGAAGUUAAUGGAAAGAUUCCCAUUGACGUUGGAUUGGGUGCUAAGCUUGUCAUUGCACAUCAGUAGUUGGUACACCUUGACUUUGGUAACUAUGCACAUGUUUUGAUUUCCAAAACCAAGUCAAGCAUUUCUUUUUCCCCUUUGGACACACUAUUAUAUCAGGAAAUAACCCCCUGUAGUUUAUUUCAAUGGAAUUUGGUGUUGGGAAGAGAACAGAAGCAUUUCACGUCACACACAUACCUACUCACACGUGUGAGGAUUCACAGUACCUAAACUGACAAGGAGGGUUACAACUGGGAAAAGCUUUAAAAUUUUGGAUUGUCUAUUUUAUCAUUUAUACUGAUAGAAGGCACUUAAUGAUGGAAUAAUUUAUAAAAAUUAAAAUAUAUUGAUGUAUAGAAACUAAUUUCUAUAGGUGAAAAAUGUUUUGUGAGAUAUUUUGUAAAGAUAAAUUAAUUGAAAGAUUAAAUAUUUGCUCCCUGGUCUGGCUGUAAAAUGUAAAGAGGACCUUCAAGUUGCACUAUCCCUUUUUGCAACAAAUUAUCUAAUAAUAUUAUCAAACCAUAUAAUUUCUUAAAUUUUAGAUGGCAAUUUGCUUUUUUUUCUUUUCAACUUAAUCCUUCUCUUUCCUGUUAUUUAAUCAUGAUAAAUUCCUGUGGAAAGAAUUCAAAUUGACUCCCUACAGGGUUUUUUUGUUGUUAUUGUUAUGGAAAUACUAGGAUGAUGCAUCUUUAAAUUGAAACAGAUGAUUUUUCAGAGGCAAAAUCUCAGUGACUUGAAUGCAGUAUAUUAUUUUCUCUCUUGAAGGGAGCCAUAAUCUUCACUGGAAAACAUUUUAUAAUCAUUCCUUAUGCUGUAAGUGAAAUGCCAGAAGCAUUUAGUCCUUUUUGCCGGCAAGCCACCGACUAACUUGUGUCAUCAUUUCAUUUCACAGUCAACAGGGGUUUUCACCAGACUGGGGCAAUGGACAUUUGUGGAGAAUUUGGGGGAAAUCUCAGCUUGGGGUAUAUGGGCGGGGGUUGGGAAGUUCUUGCUUGCUGUUUCACUUGGCCCUUAUUUCAUAUACUGAUACAGAUUUCGCUGUACCACAUCUGGAGGAUAGUUACAAAUAGAUGAACUGCCUUUGCUGCUGCUGCUGGACCAGGUUUUAUAGAAAACCCUCAAAAUACUGCAGGAGUCCAACACUUUUUAGCUGGUGGCUACUUCGAUCCUAAUGUGUAAUGACAUUUUAAGGGCAAACAUUUCAGUUACCGAGUUACCGAUAGAAUAUUCAAUUACUUGUCUAUUUAAAACUUUCAGACUUAUAUGUCUAUGCUGUCCUGAUAUGACAGGUACAUGCAGCCACUCUCGGUAAAUAGGCUGAUUAGCUGGAUGUUUAUAAGACAGCCAUCAGCAGUGACAGGGUUAACAAUAUGGGUAAUGUAGCGAUCAUUAGGCCUCAUGGUUAACACAGUAUUAAAAUGGAUGUGAGAAGUUCAUGCUUCCUUUAUUGUUAUUUUUUUUCUGCCUGGCCAGCACAGAUUCAAAGACAGAAUACCAGUAGAGUUUCUAAACUAUCUCCAUCAUCAGAAGGGCUAGACAAAAAGAAAGAAAGACAGCUUAGAUUCUGGAUAAUUAUGCAGAAAUCCACAGGAAGGUCCUAGAUCCCUGGAAGUCAUAGAUUUUUCCAUGCUGACAAAGUACUAUUGUCUCAGGUCCGGCCCAGGCCCACCUGAACUGAUAACCAAGUAUCCUAAAGCAGGAACUCCAUUCUAAUUUUCAGCUCCGUUUUUAAGCAACCACAUCUGCUUCUUUGUUUCUUAGUUCAGCAUGCGACCUUUUACGAUACUAUCCUAUUAGUAAAUGUUCUGUUUUGUCAUGUGCUGUGCUUUAUGGUGAACAGUAACACUAUGGCUGAGUACAAUCAAUUUUUCCAUCAGUCUUUGGUUACUGUAGUACAUUAUUUAUUUUUUCCUGUCUGUUGUUUGUGCUUCCAAUUUGGAGUUGCCAUUGCACUUCUUAUAUUUUUUAAAUAAAACAUAUAUAUAUUUAAAAAAAAAAUCACCACCAGCAGCAAUGAGAGGUCUUAUUUCCUGUAGGGUUUAUACCUCCAUUUGUUUUUGUGUCUUGAUGUUUUGCGUUUCAUGUUACAGCAUACUUAGUGCUGCGGUUCAUUUUUUUUUAAUGCAGCCAUUCGAAGUUGCAUUGGGUGGCAGGGAGAAAAGAAAUAUGAAGUUAACUCAGUUACAUCUGGUGCAAAAAAAACCAACCUCAGUUUGGCGCCUCAGACCACAUUGGUGCUAAUACCAGUAAACAUUAGCAGAUCUCUCUCUGUCUAUAUAAAAAACUUGCAGGUGUCUAUGAGACAACAUGCAAAGGCUGGACCCUUUAGGAAAAGUGCCAGAUCACAUCACUGGUGCUAUUUCUCAUGUUCUGGCACAAUGUGUAGCACCACAGGGUCUAAGUUGAACCAAAAAUAUCAUGGCUUAUUGUCCAUCCAUGAACGAUCACACUGACAUUUUGCUGUCUUUGUACAGAUGUGCAAUAGUUCAACCUAUUUAUUUCUCCUCCCCAAAAAUCAUCUUCCGUGCACUGGCCUCUCUUAGUACUUGCUACUGGGGCUCAAUGAACUUACACUCUAGUGGUCUAACUACCCAAUGCAAGAGCCUCUCUUUCUACCUUAAUUCCCCCUUUUUGCCAGGUAAAGAGGCCCCUUGUCUACACUAGCACUUUGUAACCUCUUCUAUUAAAGGCGCUCUCGAAAAUAAAUACUAUGUAAUGCAACUGUGUUAGUAGCUAGCAUGGUUUGAUGAGCCAGUGUGACUAGGGCCCUACAAGUCAGUCCCGUGAAAGAAAAGUCAGGGUUAAAUCUCUCCCUUGCACUGGGAUUUCAAAUCCUCACUCUGGAAAGCACGGCUGAAUCUGAGCUAAUAAUAAUUAUGAGCCAUCUCUAGCUAUGUGUCCUAGUGACCUAGUUAGUGAACACCUUCUCAGCUAGUUGUAUUAUUUUUCUGUGGAGAGUUUGAUGGUGUGCUACACUUUCAUCAUUACAAACGCUUAGCAAAAUUCAGUCAAGUGAAAGGGGGGG